AUGCGUUCCCCAUCCGAACAGACUUUAUUCUAUACCCUCACUAUCCAGGCCCUAUUUUUUACCCUUGCCGUUGUGUUCAUCGUUCUGAUAUACGCAUGGCUCGUGUAUCUUCUCGGUAAUAGCAGCCUUCGUCAUGUCCCUGGCCCAUGGUAUUUUAAGGUCUCCAACAUUCCACUGAGUAUAUAUGAGAUCUUAUGUCGCCGCAAUGAUAUGAUUCUCGACAUGCACAAGAAGUACGGACCUGUAGUCCAGAUUGCACCAAAUGAGGUUUCGGUAGCCGAUUUGGAAGCCACCAAACAGAUCUACGGAACAAAGGAGCGCUGGGCCAAGAGCGACUACUUUGACCACUUCAUGGGAUAUGGCAGGCGUUCCAUAUUUGCGACCAAGCCCUAUGAGGGCCAUCGGAUCAAGCGCAAGUACACCUCAUCAUUCUAUCAAGCAAAAACUAUAUACAAGCUUCCAGAGAUUGAAGAGCAUGUCAACUCUCGCUCGCUAGCAGUGCUAGAUCAAGUCCGUCACGGCGGAGAUGUUGAUGUCUUUAGCCUUACGUCGCGGUACGCAUUAGACAACAUCACGUUCUUGGUUUUCGGACCCAAUCACGGAACUUAUUCGGUGGACCAGACAUGUACCGAACGUAGCAUCCUUGAGGGGCUGAAACAUCAACAGUUCAUAGGCCCGCUUCGUUACAGGUGCCUUUGGAUGUACAACCAUGCUUCUGACCUAUUGCAGACAUUGAGCUGGCGAUACCUCUCAGCAGAUGAUGAAUUCUCGGCUUGGUGCCAGAAGAAGUUCUUCGCUGCUCUCAAGGACGCGCAGUUGAAUGAAUCGCGCUCUCUGGUACGUCAUCUUUGGGAACUCAAAGAGGAUGGUGCACACGAUGGAUCUAUCGAUGUGCCUUACAUGGCCGCGGAGAUUCUCGACAACAUUGACGCCGCCGAAGCCACUAUCGCAGUGACGGCGACAUAUCUCAUUUGGAAAUUGACCGAGGCGCCAGAGUGGCAGCGUAAGAUACGACUAGAGCUGUCUGCCCUGCCGAAGCAAGACGAUGGAUGUCCGUUAUUCGCAGAUAUCGAUACUCGGGUUCCGUCACUCGAAGCAUGUCUCCGUGAGGUCUAUCGCAUGCAUCCAUCCUCAAGCGGGAAGAACGAAAGAGUGGUGCCUUUAGGAGGCCGCACACUGGCAGGAGUGUUUGUACCAGAGCAUACAGUUGUCACAUCUUCAGUUCUGGCGUUGCACUAUGAUGGAGAGGUCUACUCCGAACCUGAUCGGUUCCUCCCACGCAGGUGGAUCGACAGUAGUGAAGAGGAGCGAAAGGCUCUUGAUGCACAGUUAAUCCCUUUUGGCUAUGGCGGAAGAGUUUGUUUGGGAAAGGCGCUGGCAACUAUGGAACUCAAGCUACUCAUAGCAGGUUUGUAUCUUGAGUAUGAGAGCAUGGCAACAUCAGCGACUAGUGCGGAGUUCAUGAAGCAGUGCAGCACUCAUGACGCGGUACCGAGAGGGUUAAAAUGCGUGGUCACGUUUAGAAGGGUGAAGGAUAAUGCCAUGUUGGAAUGA
Fusarium subglutinans is the source of this 1554-nucleotide messenger RNA. RefSeq names its product benzoate 4-monooxygenase cytochrome P450. Gene Ontology annotation, molecular function: iron ion binding; heme binding; oxidoreductase activity, acting on paired donors, with incorporation or reduction of molecular oxygen. The record is from RefSeq and is a predicted model, not a curated record. Bases 1 to 1554 code for a protein of 517 amino acids. The transcript has a single exon. NCBI's taxonomy places the organism in Eukaryota, Fungi, Ascomycota, Sordariomycetes, Hypocreales, Nectriaceae.